Messenger RNA from Babjeviella inositovora NRRL Y-12698, 2641 nucleotides. RefSeq names its product origin recognition complex subunit 1 (gene ORC1). Gene Ontology annotation, molecular function: ATP hydrolysis activity; DNA replication origin binding; ATP binding. The transcript has a single exon. Gene Ontology annotation, biological process: mitotic DNA replication checkpoint signaling; DNA replication initiation. Gene Ontology annotation, cellular component: nuclear origin of replication recognition complex. The coding region runs from base 186 to 2609 and encodes 807 amino acids. The record is from RefSeq and is a predicted model, not a curated record. Lineage: Eukaryota; Fungi; Ascomycota; Pichiomycetes; Serinales.
CUUAAAUCAGUCUAUGGCACAGUUACCCUCAUACCCUGUUCUUUUUCACGUGUACAACAUGGCUUAUACCCCAUCUACAAUGUUGGUAUACACGACAGCUCACGUGACCCAUAAGAUAAGCGCACUUGAAAAUAUCUCGCCCGAUCCAUCUCCACCCAAAUACUGACCCAGCCAAUUGUUUCACCAUGGCCUCGAAUCCCAAGCGAUUACAUGGCUGGAAUUACACCAUUGACACACCCGACGUGGAGUCCACUCCGAGUACCCCCCGCCGCCGCAGGGGUACCCACGUCCCAGAGGCGAAAGUCGUGCUUCGUCGAGACGGUGUCGAGUUGAAGCAGGGCGACACGGUGCUCGUGCGGACCGGCUCCUCAACCGAUGUAGCCAUCAUCAAGGAGAUCAUCUUCGGAACCCACUCCUUUAUUGAGAUCACUGUUCAGUGGUUUACCCGGGCAGCUGAUGUUGACGGCGGGGGUAUCGCUCUAGGCAAAAACGAGCUUCUCGCCACAGCGGUCCAAGGCAAGCUCUGGCUCGAAAAUUACGCGGGCCACGUACAGAUCCUCUCAGAAAAAGAGGCCCGCGACGUCGAAUUGGACGAAACCACGUUCAUGUGCUGCCGGGGGUGUGACGAGGAGGACGGAAACGUCACCAAGACGUUUGAUUGGCGGGAGUACAGCGACUUGGCGUUGGUCAACCCCAGCGAGUUUGUGGAGCGUAUCCGUACAUUGACGGUGCAGCCAACGAAAGCAAGCUACGUUCGAGCCGCGGCGAAAGCAAAGGCUGCGGCCGAGGCGAAAGCGACAAGAGGGCCGCGAAAAAGACUGGCCAAAACCGCUGAGAUUUCCUCCGAGGAGAUUGACGAAACCGAGAGCGAUGCGAUGGACGAAAGCGAUACAAUGGAUGAAAGCGACAGCGAAAUAGAUGUCGAUUCAGGGGGGGAUAUCUCCGACGAGGAGUUUACCAACAAGUUCUAUAUGCAGAAGCGCGGCCCAGGCCGCCCACCGGGCGCAAAAAACCGUGUAAACCGCCUGCCGAGAAAAGCUGGUUCGCCGAAAAAAUUUGCCUCGCCGCGGAAGCUCGCCUCGCCACUGGCCCCGCGCCUCUCGCUCCCGCUCACCUCACUCAACCCCUCGGACGCUACGUUCAAGGAGAUCAAAGCAAAGCUCCACACAUCCUUGAAGCUCCGCUCGCUCCCCUGCCGUGAGGAUGAGUUUACGCAGCUUUAUGUGACCAUCGAGGGCGCCAUUAACACCGCCACCGGGUGCUGCUUGUAUGUCUCUGGGACCCCCGGGGUGGGCAAAACGGCGACGGUGCGAGAGGUAAUCGGAAACCUUGAAGAGCUCGUGGCGCAGGGCGGGUUAGAAGAGUUUGACUACUGCGAAAUCAACGGACUCAAGUUGGUUUCACCGAGCCAGGCGUACGAGCACUUGUGGCAGCAGAUUAGCGGUGAGGCGCGUGUGAGUGCCGCGCGCGCAGCGCCUAGCCUCGAGGCACACUUCCAGGGGAUGCAGGGUGCGCGCGCGGAUGACCCGCGUGUUGCGCGGCGACGGCCGCUUGUGGUGUUGAUGGAUGAAUUGGACCAGGUGGUGACGAAGAGUCAGGCGGUUUUGUACAACUUUUUCAACUGGCCCACGUACGCGAACCUGAAAUUGAUUGUGAUUGCCGUGGCAAAUACGAUGGAUUUGCCAGAGCGACUCCUCUCGAACAAGGUAUCAUCGCGGUUGGGGCUAAUCCGGAUCCAGUUCUUGGGGUACACUUUUCAGCAGUUGACAGAAAUUAUCACGACACGUUUGAACAUGAUUACGGGGCAGAAGCGGUUGGUGGUGAGCAAGGAUGCGAUUGAAUUUGCGGCGAGAAAGGUGGCAAACAUCAGUGGGGACGCGCGUAGGGCGUUAACGGUGUGUCGGCGCGCGGUGGAGAUUGCCGAGGCGAGACAUGAACAGAGGAAGGCUUUUUCUGAGCCGGAGGUGAAAGCAUCAGGAGGCUCCACCUCUCAGGCGAAAGAGGACCUGGAGAAUUGUACGCAUAAUGAAGUCGAAAAAAAUGGAGAAUUGACCGGCGAAGACGCCUCUGAUUUUGGAACCCUGACAGUCAAUGCAAGUCCACCGAAUGGGGAGGAUAGUAGCUCCAAUUCUGCCUCCGAUAUUGUUUUCGACCUCCAGAUGACGGACGUGAUGGAAGCGAUCAACGAAACAAUAUCCUCCCCGACGAUUCUCCAGCUCAACGCGCUCUCGUUUACGGCCAAGCUCUUUCUCGCGGCGCUUAUGUUGCGGCACAAGCGUGCGCAGCUCGCGGAGGUCGGCGUCGGGGACAUUAUUGACGAGAUGCGUCGGAUGGUGGUGCUUAACUCGGCCAACACCAAACUCUCUGUUGAUGAUGAUUCGCUCUUGGCGUUGCUUUACAAUGAGAAGGGGCUGACAAACUUGCGAGUCAAUCAGUUCCACCACACCUUGGAGGAGUUGCUUGAGAUGGGGAUCUUGCUCUGUAACAGUGGCAGUCUGGGGGUUACGGGCUUCGUUGGGGAGCGUCAUCUCUUGGUCAAGUUGAAUGUGAGCAGAGAGGAGGUGAACCAGGCUUUGAAAGGGGACAAGGUGCUUCGGGGGCUUAUCUAGACAAAGGCAUUGCAAACGGAGGGAAAUCAAAC